Messenger RNA from Ruditapes philippinarum (Manila clam), 2509 nucleotides. RefSeq lists its product as uncharacterized. The transcript has a single exon. Lineage: Eukaryota; Metazoa; Mollusca; Bivalvia; Venerida; Veneridae. The coding region runs from base 647 to 2509 and encodes 620 amino acids. The record is from RefSeq and is a predicted model, not a curated record. Gene Ontology annotation, cellular component: nucleus. Gene Ontology annotation, molecular function: DNA binding.
UUUAUUUUGUUGUCUCCCUUUCUAUCACGUGAGCCGAAAGUUUUUGAGCGGGCAUUUUUUGAAAGGUAAACAGUUUAUUUAUAUUAUGGUUUUUAUUUUAUAUCUAUUAAAUACGCAUCGUCCUCGCAAAUGACCAUAAAAAAAUCAUCCCAAAAACAUGCUUUUCUUCUUCUCUGUCGACGACAACACUCAAAUUCAGGGGUCUGUGGCGAAGUGGUAUUCCGUACCAUGCAGACGAUUGAUUAUCGAAGGAAACACGUGUUGAUGUUCUGGAAUAUUAUAUUUUGCAGCAGUGAGCUCCCUUUGAUUAAAAACUGCUCUUAUGCAUAGCUUUUGAUAUAGAAAAUAAUUGACGACUCCGGGAUCCUAUUGACGAGUUACUGUUACCACCACUACUAUACUUAUGUUCUUAAUUUUUUCAAUAACAGUAACUAUGAUAUAGAUGUAAAGGCAGUGUUUAGCCAAGAUUCUUUGUUGUUAGAUGUCUAUAUUAUCAUAGCCUUAAACAAACAAACAAAAAACAUUAAAUUUGACAAUUCUUCAGAUACAUAUGUGAUAUACAGAUUCAUGAUAGAGCCGUUUCAAAGUGAUAUAUAAAAUAUAUAAAUAUAAAAAAUAAAAUAUUUGCUAUAAUCAAUUUGUAGACAUGAUGGCCCAAUGCACUGAGACAUCUGAACAGCUCAAACCUAAGCGUGCAGCACGAAGAUGGAAACUAGAAAGUAUGACGGCGGCUUACAGAGCAGUAAAAUCUGGGUCAAUGAAUAUUCACUCAGCUGCUGUAAGGUUUGGAGUUCCCAGAAUGACACUGUCUGAUAGAGUGAAAGGCAAAGUUAAGAUGGACGCGAAAUGGGGUAACAAGACUGCACUUACGGCUGAAGAAGAAAACAGUUUAGUGUCUUAUAUUGAAUACAUGGCCAAAAGGGGGUUUCCGCUAACAAUACCUCUUGUCUCCGGAUUUGCGUGGUGUAUUGUCAAGCAGAGAGGGAAAGGCGACGUAUUCACUAAGUGUGGUCCCACCAAGAGAUGGUGGCAAGGUUUCCAAAAACGCCAUCCACAUCUUCGUUUGCGCAGACCUGAUUCCCUUGAUCGAGGAAGAUCAUCGAUGGGAAAUGUGUACUCCCUUCGCGAAUACUUUGCACUACUUAGGGAUACGCUGGACUACAAUGAUCUUCAUUCAAAACCUCACCUGAUUUUCAACUGCGAUGAGGCAGCCAUUAAUCUUAACAAGUCCGCUGGCCAGAGGGUAGUCGUACCAAAGGACCAGAAGCAUGCUCAUAGUAUCUCCUCAGCAACGAACGAACAUGUAACUGUCCAUUGCUGUGUCAAUGCCGCUGGUGGAACGAUACCUCCGAUGGUAAUAUUUACGAAAACUUACCCUGGAGGCCCAUAUCACAAGAAGGGACCUGUCAAUGCCACAUAUGCUGUGUCAGACACAGGCUUUAUGGAUCAAGAGUUGUACUUUCAAUGGUUCCAGAAAACCUUCCUGAAGUACGUUCCACCCGAACGUCCCCUGCUGCUUAUACAAGAUGGAGCCAGCUCGCACAUGAGUUGUCCUCUCAUUCAAAGCGCCAUAGCAAAUGAUGUCAUCAUCCUUUGUCUUCCCCCGAAGACCACCCACAUUACACAACCUCUUGACGUGGCAGUGUACCGCAAAAUGAAAAUAGAGGCUGCAAAGAUUAUGAGUCAAGCAAAAUUAAUCAAAUCCGACCUCUGGGUAGCAAAAAGGAAUGUGUCGGCCAUGUUCAAGCUUAUCUAUGAAUCGAGCUUUACCAUGCGCAGCAUAACAGAGGGGUUUCGCAAAUGUGGGAUCUAUCCUUUUGACCCGAACGCUAUAGACAAGACCUUGCUGCUUCGUUCGUGUGAUGUGGUAAACGAGGAGGACAUAGAUCUCUCAGUUAGUACUGAUGACGCCAACGUUAAGUCUGAAUCUAUUCCUGGGUGUGUUGGUGACACACCUAUGACAUCAACACCUAAAAGGUUGCCAAGUGGAAGCGAAGACGUAGCAUUUGAUGUUAACAUCUCUACAUGCUCUAGUUCUACAGACAACCAAGGUUUUAUGUUUGAUGACAUCACCUUUGUAGUAGGUGAAGACGGAUCACUGACACUUGCUAGUGUAGAGCCUCAACCAAUCAAUGAUGUUGAAAUGGCUGAUGGUAAUAGUACAGAAUGCCCCCCUGAACUGGCCUUGGCAGCUGUUGAGAUGACACUAACACCAAAGCAAAAGAGGCGUUACCAUGAAUGCUUGAACUUUAAUAUUGAUUUGCCAGAUGACAGAACCUAUCAAAUAUGGAAGGUUUUGAAGGAAAAGGUUGUUGCCCUAGAACCAAUUGAACAAGAAAAUGAAAUACUUUUUGCUAGGAAACUAGAAGGGGUUGUCUCUGAAAGUACAAUUGCCAAGCCAUGUAUACAGCAGAAAUCGCCUCAAGAAACGAUUAAAAUGCACCCACUCGUAAAAGCAGGGCUAAUAUCUGAAGAUCUCGCAAGAUGUUUUGAUCACGCCAACUUUUGA